This is a messenger RNA of Molossus molossus (Pallas's mastiff bat), 1362 nucleotides long. RefSeq names its product DNA dC->dU-editing enzyme APOBEC-3H-like. Gene Ontology annotation, cellular component: P-body; cytoplasm; nucleus. Gene Ontology annotation, biological process: cytidine to uridine editing; negative regulation of single stranded viral RNA replication via double stranded DNA intermediate; defense response to virus. Lineage: Eukaryota; Metazoa; Chordata; Mammalia; Chiroptera; Molossidae. The record is from RefSeq and is a predicted model, not a curated record. Gene Ontology annotation, molecular function: RNA binding; cytidine deaminase activity; zinc ion binding. The transcript has 6 exons. Bases 105 to 1235 code for a protein of 376 amino acids.
AGGCCACUGAGACAGUGAGUUGGAACUCAGUCGAAUCUCAGCCACCCUGUCUCUACCUUCGGGUACUUCACUUGUCACUGUAUGUGGCUCCCCGCGGAGCUGGGAUGUCCUUGGGAGAGGGGCCCGCCUGCCUGAGCAGGUCCUCACUGUCUGACCUGGGCCUGGCACGCAGUGGGGCACAGAAAGCGCUGGCAGAUUCAGAGGGGCCGUUACUGGCCUGGGGCAUCGGUCCUAGCACAGUGUCAGAUUUGGCAGCGGGAGGCUUGGCCCUGAUUCGUGCUGGGGGUGUGGUUUGCACAGGUGUUUCUAACACACUUGGUUUCCUACCAAUGGAGACCAUAAGCGCCCCUCUGCAGAGUGGGGAGCCAGAGGCCACAGGGAGGGUGAAUCUGCUUUGCAUAAGGCUGGGCACAAGCAGAACAGAAGUGCGUCACAAGCCGGGCACACAGCCGGGGCGAAGGGGUGGCAGUGACCCUGGGUCCUGGGGCCCCGCGGAGCCCGUCUCCAGCAGAGGUGGCGCUCUGCCCAGAGGGGGGGCAGAGGAGAGAAGAAACACAAUGAACCUGCUAACAGAAAGCACCUUCUGCUACCAGUUUGGCAACCAGCACAAAGUCAAGGAGCCCAACGGCAGAAGGAAGACCUACUUGUGCUAUCAGCUGAAGCUCCCCGAUGGUCAGACACUCCACAAAGACUACAUUAAAAACAAGAAAAAGCAACAUGCAGAGAUUUGUUUUAUUGACAAGAUCAACUCGCUGAACUUGGACAAAACCAAGAGAUACGACAUCAUCUGCUUUAUCACGUGGAGCCCCUGUCCCUUCUGUGCUAAGGAACUGGUUGCUUUCAUCAAAGAUUGUCCCCACCUGAGCCUGGAAAUCUUCGCCUCCCGCCUGUACUUCCACUGGAUCUGGGGAUAUCAGGUUGGGCUGCAGAGUCUGCGGCAGCCCAACAUCCAGGUGUCGGUCAUGAGAGAAAAAGAGUUUGCUGACUGCUGGGAAAACUUUGUGGACAACCAGGGAAAGGAUUUCAAACCCUGGGAGAAGCUGACUCAGUACAGUACAAGGAUAAGGCUCCGGCUCGAGAGGAUCCUCGGGAAGACCCACAGAACACACCUGGCCUCGGAGCAGAGCUCAGAAUGCAUUCAGGAUGAAAACGACUGCGUGGAUGCCAUCAGAAACCUGAACUUGGAUGCCCAUCACCCUCAUUACGAAGAGUGGACCCAAGACGCGUGUUCCUGAAGCACCUCCAUGCUGCGUGAACUGCUGAAUCCCAGGAGCAAGAAGUGAGCUCCGGGCAUGGCCGCCCCUCGCCCAAGUCCAGAAACCCUUUCUUCCUCCUCUUUCUUCUGCUUUCUUUUCCCUUAUA